AUGACUGCCGGGAAUGGCAAUACAAACAGUAGCCAACACAGACGAGAGCGAAAGCCAACCCAGGCUGUAGUUAAAUCCCACAUCCUGACCCAUUUAAUAGAGGGCUUUGUUAUCCAGGAGGGGGCUGAGCCUUUCCCUGUGGAACGUCCUUCUUUCUCAGUUGAUUGCAUCAGGAGACAUACGUCAGACUCAAGAAUGAAUGGGCUUUCACCAAAGGAUUCGAAGUGUCGACAAGAGCCCAUGCUUACCUGUGAGCUUUGUGGCAAGGUGGACUUUGCAUACGUCUUCAGAAGGUCCAAGAGGUUCUGUUCAACGUUAUGUGCAAAAAGACACAAUGUAGGAUGCACGAAAAGAACAGGACUCUUCCCAAAUCGAAAAUCCACCCCCGAGGACUCGAAGAAAGAAAAAAGACUCAACGAAACCCCCCCAAAUUCUCAUUUGGAGUCUGAAGACAAGAUGUCUUCCUGCACGUGGAAAUCUGUUGGUCACAUGACUCACCCUGCACAAGGAGAAUCCAGCCAAUGUUCAGACUUGGCAGUUUAUACACAGGAUCAACAGUGGGGUCCUCAGGCACAAGGCCCCCAAAUCCCCAGGGACCCCGGCCAGUGGAACGUCGAUGAAGUUUACGUAUUCAUCUGUUCUCUACCAGGUUGUCUGGAGAUCGCAGAGGGCUUUCGUUCACAAGAAAUCGACGGUCAGGCUCUGCUACUCCUAAAGGAGGACCAUCUCAUGGGGACCAUGAACAUCAAACUGGGCCCCGCGCUGAAGAUCGCUGCCCAAAUUGGAAUGCUCAAAGACUUAUAG
This is a messenger RNA of Nerophis lumbriciformis (worm pipefish), 804 nucleotides long. NCBI's taxonomy places the organism in Eukaryota, Metazoa, Chordata, Actinopteri, Syngnathiformes, Syngnathidae. The record is from RefSeq and is a predicted model, not a curated record.